ACAGUGCAAGAUGUCAUCCUCCUCCGUCAGACCGUCACACUAAUCUCUUCCCCACCUCCUCGACCCUUCCCACCUUCGAGCCAGUAGUAACUACCAAUCAACCGACCCACACCCUCCCCCUUCGCUUCUGCCCCAAGCAAAGCCGCCCAGAACCCUAGCCCCGCGAUGUCCGGCUCCGGCGCCCCCUCGGGCCGCGGCUCCCGCGGCUUCGACUUCGGCACCGACGACGUGCUCUGCUCCUACGAUAACUUCGCCGACCCCUCCGACCCCAAGCGCCCCGAUCCGGUCGACAAGGAUUUUCAUGAUAGCAGAUUGGGGAGACCAUUUGUCAAAGUUUAUGAACAAGAAAGUUAUGGCAAGGAGGAUGUACUUUCUGCGGUUGAGAAGUGCAUGAAAAAAUAUGCUGAUAAUUUGCUUCGAUCUCUCGAGGGGAUCACUAGUCGGCUUUCACAACUGGAGAUCUAUUGUUAUAAGCUUGAGAGGUCCAUAUGUAAACUUCGAAGCGAUGUGCUUUGUGAUGAGACUGAUCAAAGAUUGAAGUCUCUUGAGAAGCAUCUGAAUGAAGUGCACAGGUCUAUCCAAAUUCUUAGGGACAAACAAGAGUUAGCUGAAACUCAGAAGGAAUUGGCCAAAUUUCAGCUUACACAAGAUUCAUCUAAAAAGAAGGAAGAUGUGCCAACACCAUCUUUACCUGAGCCACGGAAGUUUGAGGAAAAGCCAGAUACAUCAGACCAGCAAUUGGCCCUUGUUUUGCCUCAUCAGGUGAACUCACCAUCACUCGCACCUAGGGCUUCUGAACCUGUCCAACAGUACAAGGAUCAACCUGUGCAACAGCCAGCCCCUACCCCUCUUGUGCCGCAGCAGGACCGCUAUCUUCUUAGCCAAGCCAUUGUCUACUACCCACAGCGCCAAGCUCCAGGUAUCCAGGACACACAGGGGCAGCAAUUGCAACCGGAGGUGCAGUACUUACCAGCAAGGACCCCAGCUCAAGAUGUUCCGGCACAUGCUUCGGCUCAACAGCCUCAGGCAGCAAAUCAAACCCAGCCGCAGUCUUACCCUCCAUACCAGCAGCAAUGGCACCAGCAAUCCUCCCAGCCGACUCCUGCACCAGUGGCGCAGCCACAGCAGACUUUCUCACAACCAUUUCCUCCACCUGCGCAGCAGCCCCAAUUAUCCAAUGUUCAGCAGUUUCCUCCACAGCCAAUGCAUCAAGCCCAAUCUAAUGCUCAACAGUAUCCUCCACCACCAGUGCAUCCACAGCAAUCUAAUCCCCAGCUUCCUCCUCAGGCAAUGCAACCACAUCCUCCUGUGCAGACUCAUAUGAGACCUCAAACUCCACCAAACUACCCUCGUUAUCCACCCCACCAGCCCUUGAACCCCACCCCUGAAACUCUGCCUGGCAAUGUGGCUAUGCAAGGACAAUACAACACUGUUGCUCCAUCAGGUGGGAGCCAUUCUGAAGUGCCAUAUUCAUACGGGGGACCUGGCAUCCCGCCGACUCAGCCACCGCCGCAGCACAGCAUGCAAAGGCAUCAGCUAGCACCUUCAAGUCAGGGCUCCUUUGGGCCACCUCCAAGCAAAGAGUCCUAUGCUGGCCCUCGGCAAUAUGCACCACAGGGCAACACGCAAGGCUACAACACAGGUUACGGCUACCCACCGAGCGGUCUUUCACGAGUGCAGGCACCACAGAUGCCCCCAGGUGGUGGUGGCAUGAGACAUCCAGGGUCGCAUACAAUGCACAGCCAUCCUUACGGAGAGAUGAUCGAGAGGGCAAUCACCAUGGGCUAUCCAAGGGACCAGGUGCUGAACAUGACUCAGAGGAUGGCGGAGAGCGGCCAGCAAAUGGAUUUCAACUCACUGCUUGAUAGGCUGAACGAAGCAGGGCCCGGAGCGCCCCCUCGUGCGUGGUGAUUUGAUCCAGGUUUGGGCACCGUCCUCGGUCGUCUGUUAUGAUUUAUGACCGUUAUCACGCAGGUAAAUAAAUAAGAUUUGAGCUGAUGCCGUGUGUUGCUUGGCUGUACGACAUAUAUAACUGGAGUUGAGUUUCAUGUAAUUGCUGCGGCACGUGUACUACGAACGUAUAUGAUGUCAACUGGAGUAUUCAGAUCUGUUGUAAAGCAAUUUAUUGCCA
This is a messenger RNA of Phragmites australis (common reed), 2131 nucleotides long. Its product is annotated as pollen-specific leucine-rich repeat extensin-like protein 1. The transcript is spliced from 3 exons. The coding region runs from base 166 to 1911 and encodes 581 amino acids. NCBI's taxonomy places the organism in Eukaryota, Viridiplantae, Streptophyta, Magnoliopsida, Poales, Poaceae. The record is from RefSeq and is a predicted model, not a curated record.